AGGGAGAGGAAGGGAAGAAGUGAAGGAAAAAUAAGGAAUAAGGGAAGGAGUAAAGGGAGAGGAAGGGAAGAAGUGAAGGAAAAAUAAGGAAUAAGGGAAGGAGUGAAGGAGAGGAAGGGAAGAAGUGAAGGAAAAAUAAGGAAUAAGGGAAGGAGUGAAGGGAGAGGAAGGCUGCAGUACUGUCUCUAAAACUUCUGAUUUUCGCAAUUUUUUAGUGUGUAAUUUUUUCCCCCUAGAGAAACAAAUGACCAAGGAUUCUUUAUGCGGGAUUUAAUGCUAUUACUAACACCCUCACCACCACGGCAACCUAUCACCACCAUCGUCACCACCACCUCACAAGAACAACCUAAGAAGUGUGUGUGUGUGUGUGUGUGUGUGUGUGUGUGUGUGUGUGUGUGUGUUUAAUCUUCAACGCUGUUAGGAUAUGUUGGAAAAUUAUUUGUUUACACUGACACCGUGGGAAAUAUGUACAAAAAGAAAACGUAAAAGUUCCACAAAACGGUGAUACUCAUUGGAUAAUAGACUAUGUAUACGAACGUCAUACGCUUAUUUAACACGUCUUUUGUAGAAUUUUAUCGUAAAGUUUUCGCUAUAAGCUCUAGAAUCGUGGAAUGCAACAAGACGACGACCUGCAACACACACACACACACACACACACACACACACACACACACACACACACACACACACACACACACACACACACACACACCAUGAAAAAACAACAACGAAAGAAAAGACCGAGAGAAUGAAGCCACCAUUUCUCUACGCAGAAAGAAAAAGGAAAAAAACGACAGAAAAGACUUAAGAGGACGUCAGCCUUCCACUGCACAGGAACCUUCACCAUUACAGCUUUUGACAACGAAGUGAACAUUAAACACAAAACACAAAUCUCACAACUAAAGGGAACUAUUACACCCAAAAGUUCAUAAUAUUCAGAGAGGGUGACAGGAAUGAAGAACGAACCAACCGGAUAAGUAUUUUGGGUGAAACUGGUUGAGAAAAAAUAAGUGAUUAAAAAGGUUAUUAAGGUUCAGAAACUACUAAGGAGUGAAAAUGGUUGUGGGAAAGAAAACAUUUAGCAGCGGUCAGGCGGUGAUUGGAUUUAAUAAUAACUUCACUAAAUUCACUACAAACGAUUUUACAGUAAUAUCACUAACGCCAGACGAGCUGACGGGGUCUAGAGUGAAGAGUCCGGGGCUGCUGGAGGACUGGUGGCAGGGGUACCCCGUGUGGCAGGGGCAGAGGGACGCAGCCGUGCCCAUGGUGAUUGUGGUGACCGUGGCGGCGAUGCUUGGGGUGGUGGGGAACCUCAUCGUGGCUGGGCUCCUCUGCUGCCCCUCCCGCUGGCCGCGCACCACCACCAGCUUCUACCUCCUCCACAGAGCCAUUGCCGACACCUGCGUGCAGAUCUGCCAGCCCCUGGUGGUGGUGACGCUGGUGAGUGGCCAACACCCGUGGGGCUGCAUCUUCAACCCCGCCAUGAUGCAGUUGGGCAUGCUGGCCAGUACGGUCUUCCUCUCCGGCCUCGCCCUGGACUCCUACCUAGCGUCCAUCCCUCGCCGAUUCCCCCCGAAGGCCCGCUGGAGGCUGCUGAGGGUGGUGGUGACGGCGGCGUGGCUGGCGGGGCUGGGCAUCUUCACCCUGACAGGCCUUGGAAUCUUCCGCCGCGGGGACAUGUGUCUGGAGGCGCCGCUCUUCCUCAUCCACAGCCACGACGCCUUAUUCGUCUGCCUCCUGCUGGUGUUCCUGCUGCCCCUGCUCGUGUUAGGGGGCUCCAUGGCGCUCCUGCUGAAGGGGAGGACGGCAGAGGCGAUAGGAAGGGGCGGGAGGGCCACGCCAGGCACAACACAAGAGUCAACGGAAACUAGCUCGAGAAAUUUGACUACCGCCGUCUCGCCGCUGCCUCGCCACAUGCGCCUCUUGGCAGCCCUGAGCCUCGUGUUCCUGGUGGCCCACGUGCCCUACUGGACACUCCGGAUACACUACUCGAGGGUGCCGGAGCUGCUGCCCUUCACCGUACACGCCGUGGUCAUCUCCCUGGUGGUGGUGGGGACGGCCCUGGACCCCCUCCUGGCCGUGUGGUUCAGGGUGGAGUUGUGGCAGGGGGUGGUGUCGCACCUCCCUUCUCACCCCGCGGCAGCUGUCCCCCUACACACAGUCUGAUGCCUUAACCUCCCUCUCCACAUGUUCCGAAGCCUCGACCUGUUUCUCCACACAGUUUGAAGCUUCCUCCCUCUCCACACUGUCAAUUUGAAGCCUCGACCUCCCUCACCACAUGUUCCGAAGCUUCGACCCCUGUCACCAUGCAUGUUCACCCAAAAAUCCAUCUUCCUCUGACUCCAGUGUCCACGAACCCACUCCACCACACCUCCCACCACCAUCCCGUGAAGGCAGAACGAGAUGUAACAUCAGUAAAGACAUGAACUACUUGGCAACUACUUGCUCUAUGUAAUUAUUGCCAAAUUACUAGACCAACUUCAUUAUGAUAGGCGCAUCUCUCUCUCUCUCUCUCUCUCUCUCUCUCUCUCUCUCUGCAUUAUAGGUAUGCAUCGAUGUGAUAGCAUUCAGCCGCCGGUGAUAACAUCGUGAGAGAAAAUUGUAACUAAAACCCUUCCCCCUGCAGAGUUUGGCUUCACGAAAAUACAAAUUUACAAGUUUACUCGUAAAUAAAGAAAAUUAGUUAAACUUUACUUGUUUAAUUGGUCAGCCAAAUAUUCCUUUAUACCCACUAAAGUUAACAAGGACUCCAAGUGACCCACAUUCCCAGAGGCUUAAAACAGACAACACAAAUCCCACAGCCAACUUGUCUAAAAGCACAAGUAUUCAUUAGUCUUGUCUGCCAAUCAGUCAAUCCCCAACAAAACCUUGUCCACCCAUACUGACAGCACUGGUGGGGGCUGCACUUGAUACCGAAGGGCUUGCAGUACAAACAAAAUACAAAACCGCAAUUUCUGACACUUACAAUGCAAACAUGAAAGAGGAAUAAUUAUAUACAAACGACAGAGAAGCCCAAUAUUUAAUAAAGAUACAGUAGCAAUGAUAGCUUAAGAAAGUGGGAAACAUGCACUAAUUAUGCCACUGAUUGGAGUAACAUGAAAACUGAGAAAUAACAAGAUUAGCAAUUCCACUCCUCAGAUAAGAAGAAAAGAAAAGAAAACUUUAGAAACAAUGUUCGGGCUAUCACACGCCCCUGGGCAAUUGGCUGGCAAGCUAAGAAUAAAGGAACCGCUUAUCACACACACUUCUAAGGUGAUCAGUAAAUUGAGAAGCAAUGACAAGAUUAUCACAUUUUCAACAUGGCAGAUCAUACUAAAAAAUAUAUUUAAAAGUUUGUUGAGGCUGGGGUGUGUCACAUCUCCUAUGACACUUCCUACAUGUCACAUCUUUUUUUUUUUUUUUUUUUUUACAGCUACGGAGACAGUUCAAGGGCGUAGUGGAAAAAAAAAAAAAAAAAGUCCCGCUACUUACUGCUCCAGAACAGAGGUUAAAGGAGUGUUCUAAAUCAGAGGUCAAUUUCGGGAGGAGAGGUGUCCUGAUACCCUCCUCUUGAAAGAGUUCAAGUCAUAGGCAGGAGGAAAUACAGAUGAAGGAAGAUUGUUCCAGAGUUUACCAACUUUAGCAGCUUUCCGAGUAGUGUCAUAUUUCCUGCAUGGAUACAGCACAUCUACACAAAAAUUUAUUGCCACAAUUCCUACAGGGCACCAGUCACAUUUCCUACAGGUCAUAAUUUAAAUUAUUUCCAACAAGUCAUGUUCCCUACGCCACGAAACCCAGCGUACUCUGGUGCAGCAUCUGCCUAAGACGAAGGGAAAAAACAGUGGUUCUUCUGCCCUGCCGGCACAGUGUCACCUGUACAGAUUGAAUAGAUAUUCUUGUGGCAGCAGCAGAUAAAAACAGCCUUGAAAAAUGCCCUCUUUGUUGUACUACCAUUCAUGACAGGCUUGAGAUAUUCAUUCAAAGGUUCCUUUUUUAAAUUAAUGUAUUCCAGAAAUCAAAUUUUAACUGAUUUACAGUAUAGUUUUAUAAACAUAUGUCAAAAAGAAAUAAAACAUGAAUGAAUAUGUUCUUGAAAUAAAAUUUUAAUUGUUUACAGUUUAGUUUUGCUUCACUUUUGGGCAUUCUUCGUGUUAGCAGAAUUGUAGGAGAUAUGACAGCAUAACUAGGAUAUACGCCGGAUGCACUGACUUGUGUAGGAAAUAUGACGGACUAUGUGUAGGAAAUGUGACAUUACUCCAUUCUUUGUGCUGGUAUAGGAUAUGUGACUACACCCCAUUGAGGCCACUGCUAUGAUUAUGAAAACUACAUACUCAUCUCAUGAUACCCUCCGUGAUCAAUGAAAACUACAUAUCAAUCAUAAGUUAAUAACUCUCAUAAUGGUGAAUAAGAACACUAAAAAUAGGUUAUCAGGGAGGCUCAUGUUACACAAUUAACAACAAAAACUGCCAGCUACUUAAAAGCUCAAAACAUCCACUAUUAUAAGUAGUAACAAGAAAGCAAGUGGACGGCAAAGAAGUUUAACAGAUGCAAGUCUUGUAUAAUUAGUGAAACAAACCAAUAAAAUAACUGUAUAUAUGAUGCUUUACAAGACCACAAUAUAUUUCUGCCAACUCUACAGCAUACCGUGCCCAGAUGAUUCAUGAUACAAAAUAUGAACCAUUAAAUUCAUAACACAUUUGCUGCAUGAUUAAUGGUGAAAACUGAAGAAGGUAACGUUGAGGGCAUACACUUAAGCUACGGAUGGCCUCAGUGCUCAUCUCUGUCACACUGGCCAAUGAGCCUGUGAAAUCUGCUUAGUGUUGUAUCACACUGAGUGCUAAAACAUGAACUCCUAUAUUUUACUGGCAAGAUGACAACACUCUUCUCAAAGGAUCAAUGACAAAAACUGUAGAUCACCUCAAAUCAUAGCAUAUCUGUUACCAUGAUGAUUAAUUGUAUUAGGUACUAAAAAUUAUUGAUUCCUAUUACAUGCACUUCUUAUGUGGUUACUAACUAAAGCAACUGAAAUUCUAUCAUGUUCACUAAUUUUAUUUAACACUAAACAGCUGAAGGGCAAGACCAAAGAGACAACAACACAGCCCGCCUGAUCAGCACUGGUCCUAUAAUAGCAAAUAGAAAUGAGCAGACAAAAGAGAUACAGGUGAAGCUUAAAUUAGGGAUACAUGCUCUAGUGUCUUGCAUCAGCACUCACCUCUGUCACAGCCAGCACCUCAGGACGUGGGGCUGAACAUUGUUACAAACCCUAAGAAUUACUGACAAGUUUAUCCUAUACACUUUUGUCAUGAUUUGCUCUGGUAAAAGUUCACAGUUUUGUAGAUUUAUCUCUGCAGAUCACAAAAAUACAGGCUCUUAUAGUCACCGCAGAGUAAGUUGGUUCAGAAGCCUGGCCCUCCCUCACCCUCCCUCCAAGGUAAGUGACUCCUAGGGCCGCUUUCACAGUCAUCUUGUUUGUUUUGAUCGUUACCAAUGGUGGCGAUCGCCGCUAUAGUGUUUCCACGUAAAACUGGCCAAUGGGGUAGUGGCAGCUGUGGGGUUAGCCUAGCCCCGCACCUUGUCACACACUCUCAACACCUCUCACUUCCUCUGCAGCCACCACUACCCCAUAGGCCAGUUUCAUGUGGAAAACUAUGUUGUCAAUCGCUGCCAUUGGUAACGAACAAAACAAACAAAGUGACUGUGAAAGCAGCCCUAACCCCAACCUCCUUUCAUUCAGCCAAUCAGCUCCCUGGCGAUGGAAGAGUGGGCGGGACUUCUGGACCACCUUUGGGUAUGGCGACUAUAUUAGAAGUGAUGAAUGAUGUGUUGCAGCAUUGAGGUCUGGUGCAUCAAUACGUAUCACAAUCUUGAGGAAUUUUAGCAAGUAUGAGGCCAAGUGGAUUAUUACCUAUUAAAUUAAUCUAAUGCAUUGUAAGAUUUCUGCAUUACAAUUAGGAAAUACUAAUAAGACUACAAUCCUCUGCUGAUUUUAGGAGGAAAAUGGAGGGAGAGAAAAAGAAGGCAGAAGGCAGAAUGAAGGUGGAAAGAAGUCAAUGUAGUGGAUUAAAAGUGUGUGUGUGUGUGUGUGUGUGUGUGUGUGUGAGAGAGAGAGAGAGAGAGAGAGAGAGAGAGAGAGAGAGAGAGAGAGAGAGAGA
Molecule: messenger RNA, 6131 nt
Organism: Eriocheir sinensis (Chinese mitten crab)
Lineage: Eukaryota; Metazoa; Arthropoda; Malacostraca; Decapoda; Varunidae
Product: galanin receptor type 3-like
Exons: 3
Coding region: 1057-2166 (369 amino acids)
Biological process (GO): neuropeptide signaling pathway
Cellular component (GO): membrane
Molecular function (GO): G protein-coupled peptide receptor activity
Source: RefSeq, a predicted model, not a curated record